UAAUACAGGUGUGUUCAGGAGCGCAUGCGCCCGUUGUGACGUAAUUCGGGUUGACAGGGUUCACUUGGCAGCUGCUGGCUUGGCCUCAGCAAGCGUGUGUUCAAACAUUCAGUAUGCCACUGCGCGUGAAACAGCGCUGACUGUGAGCAUAACGUUCGAAUUUUAUAAAAAUAGUCGAAUGAUUACGCGAUUAUCAGCGCGCGUGAAUUUUUAAAAUCUAAGUGCAAUAUUGUGCAUCGUUUUCUUUUGAUUUGUUGCCAUAUUAUUGUACGAUUUUUAAGUGUUUUUAAGUGUCAGUGAAAAAGCCGGAUAAACAUGGAUCUGGAGUUUCGAAAUUUGACUUAUACGGUGCAAAGUCGCAUCAUAAGAGGCUCAUCACGACAAGUUGUGAAAGGCGUAAAUGGAAGGUUUAUGUCCGGACAACUGGUUGCGAUCAUGGGCCCAUCUGGUGCUGGCAAAAGUUCACUGUUGAAUGCUAUAUCCGGUUACAGGUCAAAUGGUGUCACAGGCGAGCUAUUAGUGAACGGCGAAGCACGCGAUAACCAAUCGUUCCAAAGAUCUUCGUGUUAUAUCACACAAGAAGACUUGCUUCAGCCUUUAUUAACUGUGCGAGAGGCGAUGGACGUCGCGGCCAGCUUGAAAUUGCCAAAAGGAAGCAAAGCCCCCUCAGAAGAGAUAUUACAAGAGUUAGGCCUGUUGGAACACCAGCACACUAAGACCGAUCAAUUAUCGGGUGGACAAAAGAAGAGGCUAUCAAUCGCCCUGGAGAUGGUGAACAAUCCUCCUGUAUUCUUCCUUGAUGAGCCGACGAGUGGUCUGGACAAUGUCACGACUGUGCAGUGUGUCAAACUACUAAAGCAGCUCGCGAGACAAGGGAGAACUGUGGUCUGCACCAUCCACCAGCCUGCCGCUUCGCUUUUCGAGUUGUUUGAUCAGGCGUACAUAAUCGCAGAUGGCCUAUGCAUCUACCAAGGAGACACUGAGGCCAUGGUACCACAUCUAUCCAGCCUGGGCCUAGCUUGUCCUCGCCAUCACAAUCCAGCCGAUUAUAUAAUCGAGCUGACGGAGAGUCAAGAAUGCAUACAAAUAUUAUCAGAAGAAAUUCUCAACGGUAGUCUGUAUAAGUCAACUAAAAUAGACAGUACAAACCUGGAGCCAGGCAAUACAAUGCAAUUAAAGAUUUGUUAUCAAACAGAUGACAAUGUUGGUGAAACGGAAAUAGUAUUAUCAACAGACAAAUGCACGUUUAACAUGCAAGAGUAUACGGCAGCAUCAUCAACAACUUUAGCGAGUAAAAUUUCUAAGGACUCCUCAGUGGCCUGGAUGAAAAUGCAGAAAGUAGAAUCCAAAGGAUACCCCAGUACAUUAUCCCAACAGUUCAUUAUACUACUAACAAGAAUGUUAUUGCAAAUAUCAAGAAAUCGACAAGCACUAUGGAUUCAAACUAUACAUCACAUAGGCUGUGCGAUUUUGAUAGGCGUAUGUUUCUUCAAUAUGGCAAAUGACGGUACACAGAUGUUCAACCAUUUAAAGAUGUGCGUGGGUCUUGUUAUAUUCUUCGUUUACACACAAAUCAUGGUACCAGUACUAGUAUAUCCCCAAGAGGUAAAGUUGGUUAAAAAGGAACAUUUUAAUGGCUGGUACAACCUGGUGCCAUACUACGCAGCGUUAACAGUCUCGAAACUUCCAGUACAAGUUACCUUAAACAUGAUCUUUUCAACGAUUGUGUUCUUCAUGGUCGGAGUUCCAUAUGCCAAUAAUAGGUUCCUGACGUUCUGUCUAAUAGGAAAUAUUGUUUCUCUGGUCGCUGAGGGUGUCGGGAUGGCUAUUGGAUCGGUGUUUAGUGUUAGGAAUGGAUGUGCGAUUGGCCCGGCAGCUAUCGCCCCUUUCCUUGGUUUAGCCAUCUACGGCUUCGACUUCGCUCACAGAAUCCCCCUAAUAAUGAACAUCAUCAUGAAGACUUCCUUCAUCCGAUGCGGAGUAGUUGCCAUGGUGCUUACAAUUUUCGGCUUUGGACGGCAACCCCUCGAAUGUAAUGAUGUCUACUGCCACUUUGCAAAGCCAGACGUCCUUUUUCAGUACUUAGAUAUCGAAAAAAGUUCAGUCUGGUUCGAAAUAUUUAUAAUGGUCAGUAUCAUGUUCGCCGUACGGUUUCUUUGUUUCAUGGGCCUCAGGUGGCGGUUCGCGACAUGAUAUAAUUUAAGAUAAUUCCAGGUACAGAGUACAACUACAUGUGAUAGAUUGCAAGUAAUUUAUGUUUGUGAUGUAAUGCAUUUUUCAAACAGGUGAACCAAAGAAUCCUGUAUGGGCGUGAUUGACUAUGAAUGUUUUAGUAUUAUUAGGACGAUUUGUAAGCGAAGCGAGUAGAAGAUUGUUUAUGGUUCAAAUAAAAAAUUGACUUUUAAGCUCUGAUUAUUCCAUAUUUGAAUUUUUUACACAAUAUGGAGUUGAAAUUCGAGGAUUGGAUUAAUCAUUUGAAUACGUACGUGUUUAAAGAAAAAUACGCAGCAUUUGGUUUUUCGUAUGUUAUUUUAAAUAGAAAAUGCUGAUCCAAUUAAUGAAUAAGUAACGUUAUGUUGUAUUGGGAGAAAUACUUAUUCUACAUAAGUGUAGACAAUAGCGUAUUAAUGUAAUUUCCGUCAACUGUGACAAUAAUUGUUUGUUAAUUUUUUUUGUUUCCUAUGUUUGCGACUGUUUAUCAAUUUAAUUUUAUUCUAUGGUCGUGAUAAAACAAUAAGUUUUCUCAAGAUUCGUUUCUUAAAAAAUGUAAUAAAGCGAUUACAAAAAUUAUGUAAUAGCUUCAAGAUUAAGUUGUGUGUCAAUUGUUUUCUUGCCCAGUGUUAGUCUAUUUUCUUGCAUGAUGUAAUAGAAGGCUUAAUAAUACAUACCUUACUCAUAAUCUAAACUCAGCAGUUUUAAUAAAUUAAUGAUGAGACUUUAGAUUUUAUACAAACUUAAAUCACACACCAUCGUAAGCUAAUAAAUCUGCUUCCUUAAAUCAUUUACUAAUUAAUACAUCCAAAUCCGAAGCUUAGUUGAGCAUUACAGAUAUAAUUAAAAGUUAAUCGUUAGAGUUAAUAAACAAUUAAGUGAACGGUUGUAUGUGUAAGGACGGAAUUUCUUCUAUAUUACCACACUACACUAAACACGUAUUAUUAACACAAAGGACGUGUUAUCCAUAAAUUAUACCAUGGUCAUCAUCGGGACCUUUACGCAUUUAGAAUUUUGAGUCAAAGAAAUUUUGUACGUUUCGAAGCCAGAGUUCUAAAUAGUAUUUCCCUCGGAUCAUGUACUAUUUAACUUUCUAAGUAUGUGUCAGGUUUGAGUUUGACAGAACUUGAUGAUCCUUAUUUCAUGUCCUAGAGAAUAAUAUCUAUGGUUAAUUCCAAGUUUAAUUAUUUAUUAUUAGGAAGUUUGUUAUCUUUGUUAUUACGGCCUAUAUUCGAGAACACAAUGUAUAUUAAAACUGUUAACAGGGCCAGCAAAAGGUACUUAAAAAAGAAACUAAAAAGUUAUUUAAGACAUUUUUCAUCUACCUCUUUGUGUAUUUUAAUAUUAUUUUUUAACAUUCAUUCAUUUAAUUAUGUGUUUCAUGAAAGUUUCCUUUGCUAGAAUCUAUUGAAUUAGAAAUAUCUAGCUACUAGAAAAACUUUAUUAUACACAAUAAAUAUGAUAUUAAAAAUACAGAAGUAGGGAACUGUCUAUAAAAGCUGUCUCAAUUUAAUUCUGCAGGUGUAUUACAACAAAAAUAAUAUAAUAUUGAAGAUAAGAAUAUAAAUAUUGGUUCCUAAAAGCCUUUCUUUAUCAAAGACCAUUUUUUUAAUGAUGAAAGUUAAGGUACCUUAGGUAGAACUUGGUAGAGGUGUUUUAUACUGUACUUAAAUUCUAUUGUAUACAUCAUAUUAUAGAAGAGCCCGACUAAUUGUGUCUAAUUUAGACAAUUAAAUUCCAUAAAAUUGUAUUUUAUACUUAAUAUUUGAUUGUAACAUAAACUGAUUAUAAUAUAAGCAAACAUAUAAGAAAUGUGAAUAUUAUGUGUAUACAGCGGAAUCAUUAGUUUUAAUAUGCAUUUUUUUUUACUUUUGUAAUAAAGAAAAUUCAUAUUC
This is a messenger RNA of Pieris brassicae (large cabbage white), 4106 nucleotides long. RefSeq names its product ATP-binding cassette subfamily G member 4. The coding region runs from base 316 to 2193 and encodes 625 amino acids. Gene Ontology annotation, molecular function: ATP binding; ABC-type transporter activity; ATP hydrolysis activity. The transcript has 10 exons. Lineage: Eukaryota; Metazoa; Arthropoda; Insecta; Lepidoptera; Pieridae. The record is from RefSeq and is a predicted model, not a curated record. Gene Ontology annotation, cellular component: plasma membrane.